AUGGGGGAAAAAUUAGUUUUCAGAUACCAUAAAGCGAGUGGGAAGAUUAAUGGUGACUUCUAUGUGGUUAAUAUGGACCUGAGAGGUAUCAGCAAAUGGUUUAUUUUGAGUGUGAAUGCAGUGACUUAUGAGGACAUGCAUGUGGACUUUACUCAGGAAGAUCAGGAGAUCCUAGAUCCUUCCCAUAAGAAGCUCUACACAGAUGUCAUGCUAGAGACCUACAGGAAUCUCUACACUAUAGACAUGAAAGAAGUCAGAGUGCAGAGAAACCCUCCGAAUAUACUCACUGUGGUAAAGCCUUUGCUCACAGUGCUCACAGUCAUGCUCAAAGGCAUGAAAGGAUUCAUACAGAUAAGAACUGCUAUGAAGUUAUUCAGUGUGUUGAAGCCUUUGCACCUUACACAAGUCUCUAAAUACAGAAAACACAAAAUGGACAGAAACCUUAUGAAUGUAAUCAAUGUGUUAAAGCUUUUGCAAAACACAGUACUCUUAAAAGGCAUGAAAGAUUCGCAGGAGAGAGAAACCCUACAAAUGUUGCUGAAAUCGGCUUUCCCUGGGACCCACUUUAAGCACAGCAUCAGCCGCUACUCUUCCCGCUACUAA
Messenger RNA from Rattus rattus (black rat), 603 nucleotides. Its product is annotated as zinc finger protein 557-like. Gene Ontology annotation, biological process: regulation of DNA-templated transcription. The coding region runs from base 1 to 603 and encodes 200 amino acids. Lineage: Eukaryota; Metazoa; Chordata; Mammalia; Rodentia; Muridae. The record is from RefSeq and is a predicted model, not a curated record. The transcript is spliced from 6 exons.